Messenger RNA from Anopheles funestus (African malaria mosquito), 1871 nucleotides. RefSeq names its product transmembrane protein 205. Lineage: Eukaryota; Metazoa; Arthropoda; Insecta; Diptera; Culicidae. The coding region runs from base 481 to 1452 and encodes 323 amino acids. The transcript has 3 exons. The record is from RefSeq and is a predicted model, not a curated record.
GUGAUUCUGCUGCGAUGCGUGUGUAUUCGCAAACUCAUGGCGUGCGCGCGCGCUUAUACCCACGCUCUAGCGGUGUCAUCGUCAUUUCUCUGCUUCGGUCGUUUCGUUGGGAACGAACCGGCUACACGGCUGAGGAACGUGCGCGGUACACGGGUGCGAGGAGGUGCACACGAAAAUAAAGUCUUAUAUAUACGAUCGGUAGGCGAACACAGCCAAGCCAUUAUACAGUUUGCUUUGCAGCGAGCUAGCAGCAGCAUCAGCAGCAGCUCCCCCAAAAAGUCAAUAGCGCCAGUUACCUUUGCCGUUAGUGACAACGUGUUUAAAAGUGAGAAAGGAAAAAAGUGUUGCGAAAGAAAGUACGGUGUCGUUGUGUGUGUUAGAAAUAAGCUCGGGAAUCCAGAAUCCAAGUAUCCUGAGCUAUUUAUUUAGGCAAACUAGUUCCAAGGCAAACAUUGGAAGAAUCCACCAAGUUUUAGGAAGAUGUGCUGCCUUCAGCGUUUGAUUGAUACGAGCCCGUUGCUGCAGAAGCAGGCAACCGGUCGUCCGGAUGUGGAGCUGUUGGAUGACUCGAAGCCUGAACGUCAGGAGACUCCUGCGGGAGUUCACCGUGAAGAACCGACGAGUGAGGAGAUCCACCAGGAUAUUCUUGGUGCAGCAACGCGUGCUACACGUUCCCUCUUUCACAGUCUUCGUGAUCAAACCCAUCGUCUUCAACGAAGCCAGCUGUACAAAAUUUUGACGAACACGACGCAACCGAGUCACGCAAUAUCGGCGAUCGUGGUAUCGCUGGUGCUGGUCGCACUAUGGCCCAACCUGAUCAGUGGUCAGGGUGAUGCUAGACAGAAAUGUGAAGACGGACAGCUGGAAGUGGGUAACAGUCGAGGCAGUGCGCUAACGCAGAUUGCCUAUCUUAGUUCCUUUACCAUCCACUUCGGCGCACAAAUAUGGAUGACAUUCGUUUCCGGACUCGCGUUGUACUUUUCGCUACCACGCCACACAUUCGGACUCAUUCAGGAGGUACUGUUCCCGAAGUAUUUUACGCUCGGUACCGGACUAAGCACGAUCAGCUUGAUCAGUUUCGUGGAGCUUCGCCGCAAUACCCGGCCGGAGUUGGCCGACCGUAAUCUCGCACACUGGGAUCCGGUCGAUCUGCUGCAGAUAGCGGCACUGGCAUUAACAGCUUCCCUCGAGCUGUUUGUACGGCUCUACCUAGCACCGCCGAUGCUGCGCCUGAUGCACGAAAAGCAUAGCAUCGAGGCAAGGGCCUCGAUCGGUCAGGAGGUCGGCCAGUUCGAUGGUACCGGUAACGGGUGUCUGGAGCGUUCCCGUCACUACAAGGCGACGCACAAAAAGUUCCGCCAGAUACAUAUGGUUACCGCCAUCCUCAACAUGGUUACGCUGACGUGUACCUGUGUGCAUCUGCUUUACCUCGCAACGCGCGUAACCGUUUAAAAAACAAAGGUCUCUUCUGCUUCAAUCAACAUGCAAAACACAGCCCCACUAGCAUGUAAGACUAUUUAUUUGACGAUACUUUGAUUAGUAGCACCACUUUUCGCGUUUGGCGCAAUAUCGUAUGUGGAAGCCAUUCCAGCAUUCACAAAUAACAGGGCCGCACGUCCCUCUCCGCCACUGCUGAUCUCCGCUCUGCGAAUGUUUAAUCUCAGAAUAGGAAAACCCGUUGCGUACGGAGAGGGCAACAACUUUUUUUGUCUCUUGUAGCUUAUCACACUACUAGCUUAUAAGGUCAUACAGUCAAGUGCAUCAUAGCCGAAGUAACUUCUGGCACGCAGGUUCACAGAACGCAAGUGCACUUUCCAGAACCCAGCUGCUCGUAAAGAGCAUUUACAAAGAGAUAGAGAGAGAGAGAGAGA